Erythranthe guttata (spotted monkey flower) is the source of this 2093-nucleotide messenger RNA. The record is from RefSeq and is a predicted model, not a curated record. Lineage: Eukaryota; Viridiplantae; Streptophyta; Magnoliopsida; Lamiales; Phrymaceae.
UUAGUAUUUUCCCAUUUUCCAAAUUAGUAUCAUACAUUCCAAUAUUGAAGAAAAAGAAAUUAAGAUGGGAAAGUGCAAACCCUAAUUCCAAAAAACGCCAAUCAAGAUUUUGCCAAAUCAAAAACUUCCAAUUCGUUUUAAUGAAAUUACCGAAAUUAAAUAACUACGUUUAUUAUUUCCCGCUGUGGCGAGGAACACACUACAGUUUACCAGCAUGAUUGUUCUUCCCCUUUUCCUCCAAAUCUUAAUCAACUGAUAUAAAAAUGGAGUCGUCUGAAGUUAGAGUGAGGUACGAUCUCCACUAGCCACCACACUACGGCUAUUCGUCGAUUGAGAUUCUGCAAUUAUAAUCGCUAGAUCUCAUCCGAUGCCUGCUAACCAGCUCAGGCUUCCUCGUUCCGCCGCCGACGGAGGCUUUCCAUGGCGGUGGUGGCGUCAAUUAUCAAAACGUCACUGGACCAUCGCCGCCGCCGCUGCUGCCGCCGCAUUCUCUGUUUUUCUUCUCAUCUUCCCUAGAAUCUCGUUCUCGCGUACAUUAACGGAUACAAAUACGAAUUCAGGAGCUUCCGAGUGGGUGCCUUUCACGCCUUCAUCCAAAGCACAGGAAAAGUCCGCGUUUUGUUUGGAUGGGAGUUUGCCUGGGUAUCAUAUACAAAGAGGCUUUGGAUCUGGCUCUGACAGUUGGCUUCUCCAUGUUGAGGGUGGAGGAUGGUGCAACACUGUAUCGUCAUGUUCUUCUCGGAAGAAGACGAGCUUAGGUUCAUCAACCUACAUGGAACAUCGAGUUCAAUUUUUUGGAAUUCUGAGCCAUGACCCACUUCAGAAUCCCGAUUUUUUCAACUGGAACAAGGUGAAAAUAAGGUAUUGUGAUGGAUCCUCAUUUUCCAGUCACCCAGAGAGUGAGCCUAAUAAUAAUGGAACUAAAAUUUUCUUUAGAGGUCAGCUUAUCUGGGACACGCUUAUGGAUGAGAUAUUGUCAAUUGGGAUGUCUAAAGCUAAAGAGGCCUUUCUGACAGGAUGCUCUGCUGGUGGUUUGGCCACACUCAUACACUGUGAUGACUUUCGGGAUCUUCUGCCGAAAGAUACAAAUGUCAAGUGCCUUGCCGAUGCAAGUUUUUUUCUUAAUGAGAAAGAUAUUGCUGGAAAACCCACCAUAGAAUCCUUUUAUCAUGGCGUUGUACAUAACCAGGGUGUAGCUAAAAGUUUGAACCGUGAUUGUGCUGCCAGAUCUGAACCUUCUAAGUGUUUCUUCCCUCAAGAAUUUAUAGCAAAUAUAAAGACCCCGGUUUUCCUUGUUCAACCCGCAUAUGAUUUUUGGCAGAUAGCAAAUAUUUUGGUGCCUGAUUCAUCGGACCGCAAUAGCAGCUGGAUCCGGUGCAAGCUAAAUAUUUUGAAUUGUGAUUCCAAACAACUAAAUGUGCUUCAUGGUUUCAGAAAUUCAUUGCUCACGACACUCCAGAAAUUUAGACAAAAUCCGAAAGGGGGACUAUUUGUCAAUUCUUGUUUUGUCCAUUGCCAGACAUGGGCAGCUGGGACAUGGCAUUCGCCCACUUCUCCUAGAAUCAACAAUAAAACAGUUGCAGAAGCAGUAGGUGAUUGGUACUUUAGAAGAGGAGAAUCAGUGCAUAUUGACUGUCCAUUUCCCUGCAAUCCCACUUGCUAUCAUAGAGAUCUCACUUUUGGGUGACACGACGAAGAUCAGUAUAUAUAUAUAUUUUAAUCCAGACAAACGGGCUUUGUGUGCACGUGGGCCAUUUGUUUCGCUUAGACCGCCCCAAGUAGAAAUGGACUAAUGGACCGAAUUCUUGAUAAAUUCUUUUGGGCUAAAAAAAUCCAACAUGAGAAAUAACAGCCGAAUUCCUGACUUGCAGGAUUGAUGAUAUUCAAUUCAAGGUGUGUUUUUUUUCUUUCUUUGGCCAGUUGGAGGUGACGUCAUUUCAGUAUUGAUCGUAAAUUCUGGUACGUACGUAGUGACAGUUGUAUACUUGCUGGUGGUGGUGGGUCAGCUUUAAUCUGGCUGUUUGGCUCUAUUUUUGGAAUAAGAAAAACGUUAUAUAUAGACUUGACAAUUUAAUACUUAUUAUUAUUAUUAU